GGUCCAACCCCAACCCAACUCAAAUGAAACCUAUUGGGCUUCAAGGCUCUCAAAAGUCUCGACCCGUUCUAUGACCCGACUGGUUCUUUUAAGUCCUCCUCUGAGAGGAAUCCCAGUCAUUCUACGCAUUGCUCGAAAGUUCUAGGGUUUCAUCAUUUCCCAAGGUUAUCAGUAGCAGAUAUAAUUUGUUUGUUGCGACAUGAGUUUGAGCAAUGGGAUGAGGACCUGUGCCAAGGUCUUGAUGUCUUCAGAAGCUUCGCUAUCGAAAUCAGCUACUAGGGGGUUCCAUUCAACUGGAGUGAAGAGGAUGGGUGGACAUGGCCAUGAUGAACCCUUCUACAUGCAUUCCAAACACAUGUAUAACUUGGACAUGAUGAAGCACCAGGCUUUGAAGAUGAGCCUUGGAGUGUUCACUGCCUUCAGCAUCGGUGUGGGUGUUCCAAUAUUCGCUGUCAUCUUCCAACAGAAGAAAACAGCCUCUGGUUGAUAUGGUUGUAUGCAGCAAUAAAAGACUCAUAAUUAUGCAGUCUUGACAUUCUCUUGGAUCCAUUUCUCGUUACUUGUCUUGUGGAAAGUAUCGUGGUGCAUUUGUUUGAUAAUUUUGUGUUGACUAUAUCAAGCACAUAAGAAUCAGAUUUGAGCCUUUAAAAUAUUCACAAUUCCUUCU
Messenger RNA from Argentina anserina (silverweed cinquefoil), 667 nucleotides. RefSeq lists its product as uncharacterized. Lineage: Eukaryota; Viridiplantae; Streptophyta; Magnoliopsida; Rosales; Rosaceae. The transcript is spliced from 3 exons. Bases 200 to 487 code for a protein of 95 amino acids. The record is from RefSeq and is a predicted model, not a curated record.